This is a messenger RNA of Arthroderma uncinatum, 2229 nucleotides long. RefSeq lists its product as uncharacterized. Gene Ontology annotation, biological process: endoplasmic reticulum to Golgi vesicle-mediated transport; protein localization to phagophore assembly site. The record is from RefSeq and is a predicted model, not a curated record. The transcript has 2 exons. The coding region runs from base 1 to 2229 and encodes 742 amino acids. Gene Ontology annotation, cellular component: cytoplasmic vesicle; phagophore assembly site; TRAPPIII protein complex. Lineage: Eukaryota; Fungi; Ascomycota; Eurotiomycetes; Onygenales; Arthrodermataceae.
AUGACAACCCCCGACGAUGCUCCCCCGAUCAAACCGCCGCCCUCCUUCUCGCCGGCCUCGCCUCUGCCCACCAAGUCUAGAUACGCUGAGCGUCUGCAGAACUCGCAGCAGCCGGCGCUGACACCUCUCUCUGAAAGCGCUUUGCACAGCUCCCUGGCCUCCGAGCUGCAGUCCACCUCCUCGUCCCGGGCCAGCUCGCCUGACCGACGCCUCUCGCGCUCCUCCCAACGACUCUCUCGGUCGUCCACUCUCUCGCCCGCCAGACACCAGAUUGAUGCCGCAGAUGACAUACGGUCCAUAAUAAUACGGGCCUUUUCUCCGGCUAUCAGUGUUUACGCUUCACAUGACACGAAUGAGCUUAUCCGGAGGAAGGGUCUCAAAGGCGGUUUUUGCGAGCUCCUGCGGCCGUUUGGUGAGAACAUCACCGGGAAGGUGGUUAUUCGUGAUGGAGUGGGCUCAAGUCGGAGUUGGGACGAUUACGGAGUCCGGUUUAUGCACUCAAAUGGCAGCAAUCAGGCCUCAGGGGCUGGUUGGGAAGAUAUAGACAAGAUACCCCCUUUAGCACAAAUCGAAAAAGUACUGGAAAGCCACCUAGAACCCUCUAAUAGGGCGGCCAGUGACGCGAUAUUUGCUGGUGAAUCUGCACCCAAAGGCCUCACGCUGUCAUCUCCGCUAUAUAAACUAUUUUUAAAACGGCUUCUAUCAGUGGACUCGCCUACACCCCAUGAAACCUUCCUUCACCCUGUGGCCUGCGUCAUAGCCAUCAGCUCUAGCACGCCGUCGCCCUUGGAAGCCUUACGGCAGCUAUAUGCUAGCACAAGCCAUGGAGAGCAGGGGCCUCAACCCUGGGUUAACCCAGAAUAUCUCCGAUACUACGUUCUCGUUCACGAUGAAGAUAAAGAUGAUAUUACUCAGUCAACCACUCUGUUUGACCAAAUGAAACGACACUUUGGUCUACACUGUCAUAUGUUGAGGCUUCGAAGCAACCAGUGUGUUUUGACAGAUGACGAUAGCAUGCCGUUUCCGACAUGCGAGUGGCGGAGUUCACGGGAGGAACUCGUAGAGAUGAGAGAACAAGAACCGCUGAUAGAUGUUGGGUGGGAACCUCCUUACAUAUUCGAGUCUGAUGUAACGGCCAUCAUAUCCUUUAUCAGGGAGCUAGUGGCCCAAUCUGUUAUCCCUCACAUGGAGAAUCGUGUUGCCCUGUGGAACGAACAGGUUGCUUCUCGAAGACGAGGUCUGAGUGGUCGUUUCAUGUCAAUGUCCAAGCGCUGGACUGGCUUUGGCUCGAGCUCAAAAUCCUCUGGUGCUUUUGGAACCGGUGGACCGGGAAGCAAUUACGACCCUUACCAAGAUUGUUAUAAGCCCGACUCCCCUGAAGCCCUCCUUCGAAAGAUGGCGGAUUAUUCCUUCAUGCUCCGUGACUUCAAGCUUGCUUCGUCCACGUACGAUCUUCUCAGGGGGGACUUCGGAAAUGACAAGGCUUGGAGAUACCACGCCGGUGCCCAUGAGAUGUGCGCCAUUAGCAUGCUACUUAAUCCGCUGACGUCAACGAUUAAAUCUAAACUUGAUACUAUUGACCAAUUACUAGACAUCGCCUGUUAUUCCUACCUCACUCGAUGUUCAGACAGCCAGAAUACUCUUCGCACGGUCAUUCUUGGGGCUGAACUCCUGAAAUCCCGGGGAGGUGCAGCCGCUGAGCAUGCUGCUAAAUGGAAAAUGAAAGUCCUGAACAUGAACCUCGUCGGGCCUGUCGGCCGCAUCCUUGUCUCUGAACGAACCUCUGCUUGCUUUGCAGCCAAAGUUGCAACAGAAGGCACUAAAUGGGGAACUCGACGACGAAAAGCUGGAAUGUGGUCCCUUCUCGCUGCUGAUUAUUGGUUAGGCAUUGGAAAACCUGCUCUUGCCUCUAGCUGUUUAGAGGAAGCUGAGAGGCAUUAUGGACAUAUUCUGGAGGAAGGCUUAUUUGCUUUUCCUGAUCUACAAAAGUUUGUAGAAGAGUUGAGGCUGUCUGUGAAGAUGGGGUGUCUCGAAGCCCAAGGACUCGAGGGCGAGGACGAGCAGUCUGCCGACGAACAGCUUGAUACUGCCGAAGAGAUGAAUGAGAAGCUUGACUUUCGCCGUCAUCGACGAUCGUUUUUGGGAUCCGUUGGGCCCUUGGAGCCUACCCAAUUACCAACACGGCUAAAAACCGAGGACGAAGAACCUGCAGAUGACGACUUUGAGUGA